Molecule: messenger RNA, 2535 nt
Organism: Phytophthora sojae
Lineage: Eukaryota; Oomycota; Peronosporomycetes; Peronosporales; Peronosporaceae
Exons: 2
Coding region: 1-2535 (844 amino acids)
Cellular component (GO): membrane
Source: RefSeq, a predicted model, not a curated record
AUGCGCUAUCGGGAGGGGCUCGCCUUGCUCCUCAGCACAACGAUGGGCUGGAAUCCGCUCGUUGCGGGCACAACCACGUGGCCCUCAACCUGCUCGGACGCGUCAUCGUUGGCGUGGCAGGCCACUUGCCCGGCGCGCACUUUGAACAACACCAACUACGUGUCGCCGACCGGAAUGACGUCCGCGGAGAUUAACUCUGAUGAGCCCAACGCCGUCGUGGCCUACAAGACGGCUCGUCAAAGUGCGCUCAAGUUGAGCGCCGUCGCGGGCAACACGGCGAUGGCAGGGCUUCGCAAGAAGAGCGACAGUUGGUACAAGGACUCGUUGGUCAAGUUCACCACGUACAUCUGCGUCAAGUCCUCGUCCGACGCUGAGCUGGAGCGCUGCGUGGACUCGUCGAGCAGCGACGCGGUGCGCGACAUCAACGGCAAGUGCGUGGUCAUGCUUGACGCUGACUCAUGCAACACCAAGGGCAAGUGCGAGCGCCGGAGCAACUGCAAGUGGGAUGACGUGGUGGUGAACGGAACGGAGACCCGUCGCCAGCUCUUCACCGACGCUGAUGUCACUGCUGCGACCAAGUGGAUGUCAACAGGCUAUCCGAGCUCGUUGGCGCCGUUCGUGGCUCCCGGUACCGUCAUGGGCGUGCUCACAGCGCUGGGCUGCAUCGGCUUCGUCGUGGCUCGGUGCAUGUUCAACCAAUGCGGUGGCCGUGAGCCGAACGAGAAGGGCUACUCGCGUUGCGAUAUCAUCGUCCCGACGCUCACCUUCCUCGUGUGCUCGCUCGCAGUCUUCAUCUGCAUGGUCAUCACUGCUGCUCUGAACACCAACAUCUCGGAUGGCGUCGAAGGAGUGCUGUACUCUCUGAAGGCCACCCUGGAAAACGCCAACAUCUUCGUGUCGAACCUGCUCGUUCCUCUGAACAACGCCACGACCGAGCUUACUGCUGCAAUGAAGGCGACGUUCUGCUUGGCAUGCCCCGACCGCGUCUGCGGCUCACCGGUUACGUUCUUCGUCAACAACAGCGCCGCUGCCAUCACGGCCAGUAGCGACAUUGUUGGAGAUGCGGUAGGUCUGCUGUUCAGCUCGCUCGUGAGCGGAAGCGCUGAUCUCGACGCAACUCUGCGCACUGCGGCGCGCGACAUUGCGGUCUUGGGCGCCACGACCAACAGCUCCAUGGAUGUCGUGGAUGUGCUUAGCAGCACGUUCAACAACUUGUCCUUCUCCCGCAGCGCUCUCGUGGUCUGCGUGUUCUUCUUCGGCAUGAUCGCGUCGAUUGUUGGCAUCAUCGCCAUUGUGAAGAAUGCGUGCACUGCCAAGACGACCCAGUGGGUGCACUUGCUGCACGUGAGCUGGGCUCUCGGCGUGCUUGUGGCUGUGUUGAGCUUCGUCCUGUCAGCGUCGCUCCUAGCUGUCGGAGCGGUGUGGUACGACUCGUGCCAGUACAUGAAGGUGAUGCACCAGGACAUGUCUCCCUACGCAUCGACGCAGAUGUCCGCAAUGGCGAACGCCUGCUUCAAUGGCAGCAACAUCCUGGCGCCGCUGGGACUUGAUGUGCCGUUGUCGUUCUCGUGUAACGUGGAAGACGAAUACGCCGUUGUGCAGGCCGUGGAUACGACGAGCGUGCCGACCAUUAUUUCGACUUACGGCGAGAUCGUCUCCAACUACGACCUAACGGACUUCAGCUUCAACUCGACGCGCUCCAGAAGCCUCGUGUCAACUCUUGCGACCGCAGCCGAGAAGGCGAAAAUCGCGCCGAAGGUCAAGUUCACGACAGAGAACGUCUUGACCCCGUGGUUGGCGUACAACCUGCCUUCAACGUAUUACGCAAGCUGCGCGAACUCGGCCAUUGAUGAUCUUCCCGUGUGCUACAUGAACGAGCACUGUGACUCGGGCGACUCCGGAAGUCAGCUCCAAGCUGCUUGCCAGGUCGCGUUCAGCGACGCCUACCAGUACAUGCUGGCCUUCGACAAGGCGAGCACGAUGCUGGACGAGAUGCGCGAGGCGCUUCUGGGCGACACGGGCAAGACCUUCCCCGAGCAGUGGAACUACUCGGUCUCGAUCAGCGAGUUCGCCACCAACUACUUUACGAAGAUCACGGCUCUGAAGACCGGCCCGAUUUCCACGAUGCUGGGAGAGAACGGAGCUGUGCGCAACCUGCUGACCUCCGUGGAGCAGACACGUUGCUCGGGCGAUUGCUCGUGGACGAACCUGUCUUUCGACGCCAUCAACGAGGCGCUCUGCAACGACGUGCUGGGCACGACGCUCGCCAUCUCGCUGUGCGCGCUGUUCCUGAGCCUGUUCCUGCUGCCGCUCAUCGUGUCGGCCAUCAUCCUCCAGAAGCGUCUGCGCGGUGUCGCCAAGGGCACGUACGACCAGCUGGAGGCGCGUCUGCAGGAGCUGGAGCGCCGUGCCAAGCAGCAGAAGCAGGAGAGCGAGGGACUGGCCCCUGGCGGAGAGGGCGCCAAGCCGGCGGGCGGUCUCAGCGCGCUCGGCGGCCUCUUCAAGGGCAAGAAGGUCCAGUCGCCGAGCACCUAA